Molecule: messenger RNA, 1449 nt
Organism: Gymnodraco acuticeps
Lineage: Eukaryota; Metazoa; Chordata; Actinopteri; Perciformes; Bathydraconidae
Gene: hprt1l
Product: hypoxanthine phosphoribosyltransferase 1, like
Exons: 9
Coding region: 284-931 (215 amino acids)
Biological process (GO): guanine salvage; hypoxanthine metabolic process; purine ribonucleoside salvage
Molecular function (GO): magnesium ion binding; hypoxanthine phosphoribosyltransferase activity
Source: RefSeq, a predicted model, not a curated record
AGACAUGCAGCAGCUGUAGUGGUGACCAGUAUAGCGCAUUGUAAACCCAGGUUGUGUCUGGCAAAUAAGAUUGUUCGGAAGGUAAACUGGAUUGUGACGUAACGGGUUUAACCCCCCGGCAGAGAGACACCGCGUGCUGCUCGCGCACGGUCAGCAGCAGUCGGUGAGGAGCAGAGCAGCUCGUGCCUCCUCCAGUACAUAAACCCUCCUCCCUCCCUCCCUCCCUCUCAGGGCCUGAGCAUGACUUCUCGCACAUUUCACUGCGACUGAACAACACGGCAACAUGGCUUCGUUCCUGGAGAUCGCUGAUGAUGAGAAAGGCUAUGAUCUGGAACAUUUCUGCGUCCCCAGACAUUAUGAGAACGAUUUGGAAAAGGUGAUCAUCCCCCAUGGACUCAUCAUGGACAGGACAGAGCGUCUAGCCCGGGAUAUUAUCCAGGACAUGGGGGGACAUCACAUCGUAGCUCUGUGUGUGCUAAAAGGAGGAUACAAGUUCUUCGCAGACCUGCUGGACUACAUCAAAGCCCUGAACCAGAACAGCGAUAAAUCAGUCCCCUUGACAGUGGAUUUCAUCAGGGUGAAGAGUUACUGUAACGACAAGUCAACAAACAGUGUCAAAGUCAUAGGAGGGGAUGAGCUGUCCAGUCUCUCAGGCAAGAACGUUUUGAUUGUCGAGGAUAUCGUGGAGACAGGAAGAACCAUGCAGACGCUACUCUCCCUGCUGAGUGAAUGCAAUCCCAAGAUGGUUAAAGUUGUAAGCCUUCUGGUGAAGAGGACCCCGAGGAGUUCAGGGUACAGACCAGACUAUAUUGGUUUUGAGGUGCCAGAUUCCUUUCUGGUGGGCUAUGCUUUGGACUACAAUGAGUACUUCAGAGAUCUCAGUCACAUCUGUAUACUGAAUGAUCAAGCCAAGGAGAAGUACAAAGUGUGAGCAGAAGUGCUGGAGAGGCGAUGGCUGAUAUCAAUGAAGACUAGGACCACUGUGAUGCCCAUCAUUAGCUUUGCUGUGUUUUGAAACUUAUUUAUUUUUCUACAUACAAAUCCACAAAAUGUGACAUGUGGGUUGUAAAUAACUUAGAACUUUUUUUCUCCCUUAAUUAAAAUACAUGGGAUCAGUUACUACACACAUUUUAGUUGUUACAUUUUAAUUUAUUUAUUUACAUGUGUAUAGACUGCCUGCUGUCUUAUCUUUGAGAUAGAAAGAAGAAUAUAAUUUAUUUGUUCAAGUCACAAGUCUCAGGCUAAUUACUGCUUUAUGUUAAGUGAGCUGUCAGUCAAAUGUAAGUAGCCUUCAAUUAAUUGUAAUGUUUUUUUGACUUAUAAUGCAGAUAUUUCCUCAUUAUGCCAUAAUAUGACUGACUUGGAAUGUAGGCCUACUAUAACGUUAUGUUUUAUUCAUGCUUUCAUCGAAGACCUGUUUACAGCAAUACAAAUCUUGUGAAACCUUGA